Messenger RNA from Clonostachys byssicola, 1062 nucleotides. The record is from the annotation of a GenBank genome assembly. Lineage: Eukaryota; Fungi; Ascomycota; Sordariomycetes; Hypocreales; Bionectriaceae.
AUGGCACGAAUCACCGUUGUCGGAGCUGGCAUCACCGGACUUGCGAUAGCGGCACAGCUCUCUCGCAACCACGAGAUCACCGUGGUCGCCAAGAAUCUCCCGGGCGAUGAGCCGACAACUGAAUGGGCGAGCCCGUGGGCGGGCGCUAAUUUCGUGGCAGGAUACUGUUCUUCACCUUGCGACAGGAGAAGGCAGCGUGACACCUUUAGCGAGUUGUGGAGGCUGGCCAGCAGGUUUCCAGAGUCUAGCGUCAAGAAGAUCACGAUGGAGGAGUUCUUCAAUGGAGAGCGGACGGGGGACGAUCUGUGGUUCAGGGAGUUUGUGCCCGAUGUAUGCGAUGCAGAAGACCUAAGAAAAGGUGCUGAUCUGGAUAGUUUCGCUUCCUCGCAAACGACGAGCUUCCAGAAGGGACCGAUGGGGGAUACUCCUGUGUAUACAACAAUCGUUCUAAACCCGGACAUCUUCCUCCCUUGGAUGAAGCGCAACCUUGAGAACUCGGGGGUCAAGUUCAAGAGGCUCGAUCUCAGCUCGCUAUCGGAUGCGCGACAUCUCGGGCACGACGUUCUUGUAAAUGCGACGGGAUUGGGGCCCAGGGAUCUGGCGGAUGUUCAGGACAAGGGCAUGCUGUUCCUGAAAGGGCAGAUCAUGAUAGUGAAGAGUGACUACAAGAAAACUAUGAUGCGCGACGAUGGGGAGACCUACACAUAUGUGAUCCCCCGAUUGGACGGGACGGUGAUCAUGGGCGGCAUUCGAGAUCCGGACAUCAGCAAUACCAAGGUCGAUCUGGAGGUUGACAAAGAUAUUGCGAGAAGGGUGAACAAAACCCUGCCGGAGCACUUCUCUGCCGACCCAGCAGACUACGGCAUUGUCGGGCACAAUGUGGGCAUUCGGCCGUACAGGUCGACGGGAAUGCGCAUCGAGAAGGAGGUCAAGGAAGGCCAGAACAUUGUGCAUGCUUACGGGAUCACUGGAGGGGCGUACAUCUUCGGGUUCGGGGUGGCGCGAGAGGCGGCCGGGCUUGUCGACGAGUUCCUGUUCCCAGCCGGAAAGGCACGUCUUUGA